Messenger RNA from Panonychus citri (citrus red mite), 1029 nucleotides. It is a transcript of the gene SdhD, whose product is annotated as succinate dehydrogenase [ubiquinone] cytochrome b small subunit, mitochondrial-like. Gene Ontology annotation, biological process: tricarboxylic acid cycle; mitochondrial electron transport, succinate to ubiquinone. Gene Ontology annotation, molecular function: ubiquinone binding; heme binding. The transcript has 2 exons. Gene Ontology annotation, cellular component: membrane; mitochondrial envelope. The record is from RefSeq and is a predicted model, not a curated record. NCBI's taxonomy places the organism in Eukaryota, Metazoa, Arthropoda, Arachnida, Trombidiformes, Tetranychidae. The coding region runs from base 399 to 821 and encodes 140 amino acids.
GGCUUCAGUUGAUUAGCCAAUGGGAGACAAUCACGAGCCAAUUUACUUUUAUUUUCUUUCGUUUCCAGGCCAUUUUUCCAUCGAUUAUCACUCGAAAUAGUCAAAUCUCACCGAACUCAAUUUAUUGGAACACAAUUAAAACCAAUUAAUUAGUUAAUUUGGAACAUUAAUUACCUGAGGAGUUUAAGUUUCGUCUUUGCCGCUGAUUUAAGCCACACCAAUGGAAACCUAAACAUGUUUACCCGAAUUCGAAUUUAAGUGGUGCCAUCUAUCGACUUAGUUGGUUAAUAAUUGGAACAUUUUGUUGAUCAUUGAUUUUGUCUUCUUCUUGUCUUGAUAAUUAACUUUCUAAAUUAAAUUUCCUUUAGGCUUUCAAUUUCUUUCUUUGCAAAUUAAUCAUGAAUCGAAUUAUAUCUCGUUUUCCUCGUUAUUUCCUUAAUAAUCCCAGAAUAUUAUCCAAUUCAAUUCCAUCAAGAUUAUGUGCUACUAAUGUUGGUUCUCAUUCUGAAAAUCAUACACCUGUUUGGAAUGCUGAAAGGCUACUUAGUGCUGGUUUAAUUGGUGUCAUGCCUCUUUCUUUUAUGUUACAAUCUCCUAUCAUGGAUUAUCCAUUAGCCUUGUCAAUGGUUCUUCAUAUUCAUUGGGGUGUUGAAGCAGUUGUAGUUGAUUAUAUUCGUCCGAGAGUUUUUGGUAACAUUAUACCUAAAUUAGCUCUUUACUCUGUCUAUGCCUUAUCGAUUGCUACUCUUGCUGGACUUUUCUAUUUUAAUUAUACUGAUAUUGGUGUUGUUCAAGGAGUCAAAAUGGCAAUGAAGAUGUAAAAAAGAAAAAAUAAUUUAUUCUCUUUUCUUUUUUUUGUGUAGUAUAUUCCCUCCGCUUUUCUCAAUCCUAACUAUUAUCUGUGUGAAUUUAGCUCAUUAUUUUAAUCGGAACAAACAUCAACCACCGUGAAAAGGAAAAAAAAUCAAAAUUACUAAUCAUUUAGAAUAAUUAAUAAUAACUUAAUGAUUAAAAUUGAAAUUCUAUUGA